Acytostelium subglobosum LB1 is the source of this 1755-nucleotide messenger RNA. RefSeq lists its product as hypothetical. The transcript has a single exon. Bases 1 to 1755 code for a protein of 584 amino acids. The record is from RefSeq and is a predicted model, not a curated record. NCBI's taxonomy places the organism in Eukaryota, Evosea, Eumycetozoa, Acytosteliales, Acytosteliaceae.
AUGGCAAAGAGGAAGAGAAAUUAUACUGCACCAGGCUUGGCAUUCAAAGCAAAGAAGUACUCAAUGAUAACCAAGGCACAUUGGAUAAUCAAACAUGGCUUCCUAGGCCUGCUACGAUACAGGUUGCAAAUGUCUCAUGAGCGUCAUCACGUUGAGGACUGCCUCGAGUGGACCACCAAGGCAUUCGAACUCGUGGCAAAGACAAUCACAACCGACACUAGUAUGCUGAACUUGAUCGUCGACUCACUCGUACAAAAGAAGAUGGGACUGAUGGAGGCUGCCGCAAAGUUCAACAAUCUCGAGCUGUUACAACUUGAAGCAGUCAAGGCUUCAAAGACCCUGUGCAAGGACCCUUUGAUAUGGCCACAACUAUUGGAGAUUGCACUGACACAUGGUUCAGACAGGGUGGCCAAGCACAUCAUUGAUAAAUACACGCCCUACACAAAGGACAAGACAUUCCUCGAGAAGGCAAUAGCAUCAGUGAACGCCAACACCAUCAUGGCCGUCUAUGAUAGCAACUACGCCAUGCUACAGAAUGGCAUCACACCAUUCUACAAGUGUCUGUUGACAGGCAGUCUUCCACUGAUCAAGAAGAUCAUCGAGUCUGAUUGCAAGCACAUCCCAUUUAGAGAGGCAGCACUGACACAAUACGUCCAACAUCUUUUGUCAUCGGCCAAGCUGGAAACACUCACAUGGGAUCAUUGGGAUCUGAUCAUGUACGUCAACCAACACUUCAAGAUGCUCAAGAUCAACAACGACGCGAUGGAUAGAGAUUGGGCACGCGGCAAGGUACUCAAACUGCUGGCGCCCCCACCCAGCGACUCACCAUACCGCGAGGAGAUACUAGUGUUGUUGGCACUGGCACAGCUGGCGAUCGAUCACAAGAUGGACAUCAGUCUAAGGCUUGCUGGCGAGACUAUAGUGGCACAGCAGCGAGUGGAGUUCAUAGACUAUCUGCUCACCGAGGUUGCCUUUGCUCAACACGACCUGUGGCUGGCCAUCGUCAAGCUUUGCUCGCCGACCAUCAUCAUGCAAUAUUCGCGACUGGCAGACAAUGGACAGACGUACAGCACAGUAUCACGACAGGACAGUCUAGACACACUACAAUUCCUUCGCAACACACUCAACUCCAACUUUGAUAAUACAAUACUACGCGAUGAGAUCAAAGCUGGAAACACAGAGGCAGUUCGCUACCUCGUGGACCAAUGUGGACCCUACCCCUUGGGCGUAAUACUAGAGUAUGCAGUGACGUAUGAACAGAUCGAUAUCUUCCUCGAGUACUUUAAGAAGAGUCCAACCAUGGCUGUGCUGCGUCCAAACUUCAUCAAGAAUCAGCUAUUGUUUGCCAAGCACUUCCACCUCUUGGCCAAGGUGGCCAGCCCGUUGGACCUCGGACUACUGCCCUACGACAGCACAUUCCUUCAGUACAUUGCCAUUGCAAGGUGUAGCGCAUCGUUGGACACCCUGUUCAAGGUGAAUGAAACGGUGGACUUGAAGGAGGUGUUUGUAUUCUAUUCUGCCGAUAUGGAUUGGUACAGGAAGGUGGCAGCCACCAAGCGAAUGAAGGAUGAUCAUGGACCAUACAACAACUGGAAUUGGGUAUACGCUGCCAAGUGUGGAUCAAUACCAAUGGUACGAGCACUUGAAGAUAUCUAUGGAAGACAGGCAUUCAAAAGCAAUAUCAGCAAGUUAUUAGAGUGGGCGGAGAAGUACCAUCACACUCCAUUGAUCAAAUACUUAAAGGAGAACAGAUAA